Messenger RNA from Aplysia californica (California sea hare), 3181 nucleotides. Its product is annotated as dynein assembly factor 5, axonemal. The transcript has 12 exons. Gene Ontology annotation, molecular function: dynein intermediate chain binding. Lineage: Eukaryota; Metazoa; Mollusca; Gastropoda; Aplysiida; Aplysiidae. The record is from RefSeq and is a predicted model, not a curated record. Gene Ontology annotation, biological process: outer dynein arm assembly; cilium movement; inner dynein arm assembly. Gene Ontology annotation, cellular component: cytoplasm. The coding region runs from base 20 to 2521 and encodes 833 amino acids.
CGCGUUGCGACCAACAAUCAUGGCGGCGACCCACGAGAAUUCCAGUGUUGUCUUACAAGGGAUAGCCAGACAUGUGAAUUGUUUGGGUGAAGAAAACAGAAACACCAGAAAGAAUGCUUUGCUUGGAAUACAGAAGGACACUGUCAAACGACGACCACCUCUUGAUUCUCCAGACUUGCAGCUUGUAUUCUCUGAAAUUAUGAAACCCCUUCUCAAAGCUUUUUCAGAUCCAGUGGAGAAGUGUCGAGAACUUUCCGUUGAGAUGGUAUUAUCGUUUAUGAGAAAUGUUCCAACUUGUGAAAGUUAUUUGUCUUAUAUCUUCCCUGUUCUUGUGCAAAGGCUUGGUCAGCAAGAAAUCAGUGAGCCAUCUGAAGAAAUUCGACUGUUGCUUAUUGAACUUGUGAUGUUAAUGGUCAAGUCCUCCAGUGCUAACAUUGGUGUUUAUGUUGAUGAUUGUGUGAGGAUACUGCAAAGAACAAUAGUUGACCCUUUUCCUGAAGUGAGAAAAGAAAGCUGUAAAUGUGCAUCACUGCUAGCUAAAUCUUCACCUCAAUAUUUCUACAUGCAGUCUGAGAGUCUCGUCAAGCCCCUUCUCCUGACUCUUUCCCACCAGCAUUCCAAAGUCAGAACAAUUGUCGUUGAAACAAUAGGUACGGUUUUGCAAUUUGGCAACGGAAAGUCUGUUGAUGAUGCAUACUCUCACUUGGCUCAGCGCCUGUUUGAUCAGACACCAGCAGUCCGUAAAGCAGUCACCAAAGUUGUAGGAGGGUGGCUGCUUGAUCUUCCUGACCGCUAUUCAUACCAUCACAAACUCAUUCCUCUGCUUUUGACGAGUCUGUCUGAUGAACAGAGGGACAUCAAGGAGUUGGCUGACAGUUUAUGGCAUGACAUAGGUUUGAAAUAUGAACGGGAAAAUGAAGAUGAUUUCAAGGACAAGCUCGACUUUCAGGCACUUCCGCCAAAACACUACCCCCCUGGAGUGGAAAGACCCAAUUUGGGAUGCAGAGUGCUGGUGAAUCGCCAUUUGUCCAAAAUCUUGCCUGGUCUUGUAAAAGACAUUUGUGACUGGGUUGGAGAAACCCGCAUCAAGUCGGCCUCUCUUCUCUACUGGCUUCUGAUCAAUGCAGAGGAGUACACAACACAGCACAUUGAGAUUUUACUGAAUGGUCUUUACAAAGCAAGUCUGGACGACGAGACGAGAGUUGUUCUGGAUGUUCAAAGGUCGGCAGAACUGGUGGGCUAUUUCGUCAAGCCGGAGAUCUGGAAGAAGGUUCUCCUAGUCUCUCUGCGUCAAUCGCUAUCCUCCGGAGUGGUCAUGACUCUGGCAUCUAUCGUCAAAGGUUGUACUCAUGACCUUUUGCUGCCUCACCAACAAGACCUGGUGGAGUCCAUUCUCAACCCGGAUAUUUGUCACACUGUGGAGGCCAAAAUGCAUGUUCAGAUUUUGAAAUUUUGUGAGGCAAUGUUGUCAGUCAUGAAGGAGGAUGUCAAAGAUGUUGGUCAACAGAUAUUUAAUAUGCUCAUCAACACCAUCGGGAUGGCAAAGGAAGAUAACAUCAGACAAAAUGCUAAUGAGCUGUUGGAUGCCCUGGCUAAAGUUCAAGGCUUACGAGACAAGACAGAUUUGUUUGAAGCCCACACGAAGCCACUCCUUGAUUCCUUUGGUGAUGGCAUCAACAUGUGGACAAACUUCUCUCCUGAGAGGAUGGUCUUCGAUGCUCUCUUGAUAGAAGCUGGUCCGGUGGUCGGCAAACAUUUAGAUGACAUCAUCCCCAUCAUUGUGAUCAACCUGCACCCGGACAAGGACGCCGAGCUAAGGCUCAAGGUUUUCUCUCUCCUGUCCCGCUUGAUUAUGGCUGCCCCGACCACUCUCGACUCGGAGCACCACUUUGCUGAAUUUGCAGUCACUGUGCUGACCGAUGUGAUCCUUCCCAACUGUGUGUGGUCUGCUGGGCGGACGGCGGGUGCCAUUCGUACGACGGCUGUCUCUUGCUUGUGGGCCCUGCUGCAGAGUGGGGCGCUUACUAAAGAGAAGAUGGAGCCAGUGAUCGAGUCUGUGAUUACCCAGGUGAUUUCUCUGCUGGAGGAUGACAACACCAGUACACGUUUACUGGGCUGCAGGGUCAUGACCCGGAUCUUUGACCUCAUGGGGUCAUCGCUGAGUAUGGACAGGCUGCACAACAUGUACCCAGAACUGCUCAAGAGGCUUGAUGACAGCAGUGAUGAAAUCCGACUGAUGAUGACCAAGACCCUCCUGGCGUACCUGGACUGCUUUGAGGGUGGCUACGAUGUCAGUCUGUACCGGGCGCACCUGGAGGCCAUCUACAGGGGGCUGCUAGUACACCUGGACGACCCUGAGGGCAAGAUACAGGAAGCAGUACUAGCGGUUCUGAAGAGAGCAUCGGAGCUGGCACCAGAGAUGCUGAUCCGGGAGGUUGAGAGUGUGAAACAUAAGCACCGCAGCACUACAUAUUGUGACAAGCUCAUAGAGCACGCUAGCAACUGCAGGAAGGAGGCUUAGUCCCACGUGCUCUUUGUUCAUGGCUUCGAAAUGUGCCCAUGUUCAUUAUGAAAUGAACAGUAUGUUUUUCAAAGUCCAAUAUUGUCCUGAAAAUGCUGAACGUCUUUUGAAAAAAUACAAUUGAAAACGAAAUUUUUGGUGCUCAUUUUGAUAAUUCGAAAAUAAUUUCAGUUUCAGAUGAGACUAUUCCACCAGAGGAAUCUUAUGUAUUGGUUAUAAGUACCAUUAUAAUGGGACUAGGGAGUUGUGUUCUUAGGAAAAAUUCUGUGAUUUGAUGUUGGGGUGAUUUGUUAUGAUUACUUAAUUUUAAAAUUAAGUACUUGACUUCAGCAAGUGAUUUCUGUAAUAGCUUUAGAAACUGAAUGCAAAUGGACAUAUAUACGGACAUAAUGUGCGGUUGAUGCUGAAUGAUAGCUGUCUUUGUACAUAAAGAAAAAUGAAUUUUUAUCGUGUGUUUUAAAUUUGACAGCAUUUGGAAGACUGUUUCAUGCUUUGUUUCUCAUCAUCUGUAGCAGUAUAACAAUUCCGUCCAUAUUUAGUUUUGCAAAUGUAUUCAUGUGUGUUUAAAAAAAUAUUUUGGUAUGCUUUGGACAUUCCUUACAUUUGAAGUUGUCAAAUUUUAUUGCUUUGCCUUGGUAAAUAAAUCAUUUUAAUAGUUUC